Messenger RNA from Gossypium arboreum, 1473 nucleotides. Its product is annotated as DNA repair protein RAD51 homolog 3. Gene Ontology annotation, biological process: meiotic DNA recombinase assembly; reciprocal meiotic recombination; DNA repair. Gene Ontology annotation, cellular component: Rad51C-XRCC3 complex; Rad51B-Rad51C-Rad51D-XRCC2 complex; replication fork. The transcript is spliced from 9 exons. Bases 233 to 1273 code for a protein of 346 amino acids. Gene Ontology annotation, molecular function: crossover junction DNA endonuclease activity; four-way junction DNA binding; ATP binding. The record is from RefSeq and is a predicted model, not a curated record. Lineage: Eukaryota; Viridiplantae; Streptophyta; Magnoliopsida; Malvales; Malvaceae.
AAAUAUAAAAAUAUUUAACUCAUUUUUAUGUAUGUUUUAUGAGUAUAUAUCCCAACAACAUGAUCUGAAUCAGCCUUCUCUCGAAACCAACCCUAAUUGAAAGCGUUUUAGCCCUAUUUGAGCCUAUUGAAAUUUUUGACUUUAAGCAACCCAUAAAAAGUCAAGGUGUUUUUUGAGCAUUUAGCCCAGAGAAAAGAUAUUGGGCGCCAAGGCAACGCCAAGGAAGCUAGAGAUGGAAAUAUGGAGGCUACCAAUCUCAGCAUCGCAAAGGGGGAAGCUAAUCUCAGCUGGCUACACUUCCCUCUCUUCUCUUUCUUCCAUCUCUUCCUCUGACCUUGCUCGAGAAUUAAAUGUUUCCGAAAGUGAAGCUAUGAAUAUUCUGAAGGUUGCAUCACAUAGUAGGGGGUCGGAAACCUCGAAUGCAAGUUGUUCAAUCGUUGAGGGUGCACAAAGUGCCUGGGAUAUGCUCCAUGAUGAGGAAUCAUUGAUGCACAUAACUACGUCCUCUGCGGAUCUAGAUAACAUCUUGGGUGGUGGAAUACAUUGCAAAGAAGUUACUGAAAUCGGUGGAGUCCCAGGCAUUGGUAAAACACAGCUGGGGAUUCAAAUAGCAGUUAAUGUUCAAAUUCCAAAUGAUUUUGGUGGUCUGGGUGGGAAGGCUAUAUAUAUCGACACGGAAGGCAGUUUUAUGGUGGAGCGUGCUUUUCAAAUUGCUGAAGCUUGCAUAGAAGAUAUGUCAGAAUAUAACAGAUUCUUGAGGAAGGAUUUCCAAGAAUGCAAAAUCAAAAUGCAGCCUCAGGAUAUCCUGGAAAACAUAUUUUAUUUCCGCAUUUGUAGUUAUACGGAGCAAAUUGCCCUGAUAAAUUAUUUAGACAAGUUCCUUUCAGAACAUAAAGAUGUGAAGGUGAUUGUUGUGGAUAGUGUUACCUUCCAUUUCCGCCAAGAUUUUGAUGAUAUGGCCCUUAGGACCCGGGUCCUCAGUGGAAUGGCUUUAAAGUUAAUGAACCUGGCCAAAAGAUUCAGCUUGGCGGUUGUUUUAUUGAAUCAGGUGACCACUAAGCAUACAGAAGCCUCCUUUCAAUUAGCUCUUGCACUAGGUGAUAGCUGGUCGCAUACUUGCACAAAUCGGAUAGUUUUGUACUGGAACGGUAACGAACGGUAUGCAUAUAUUGACAAGUCACCUUCUCUUCGAUCAGCAUCAGCAGCGUAUUCUGUUACAGCUAGGGGGAUCAGGAAUUCCUCCUCAAGCUGUAAACGGAUCAAAAUGAUGUAAAAUGUAGAUGAAACUAGAGAAUGCUGCACCUGGUUUUUCCAUCGAUAACAAACCGAGGGCCUUGCCUUGACUUGAAAAUUGAGAAAUGAGAAAUCUGCUUUAUAGUGAAAUAUUACGAACUUUUAGCCAUAGAUAUAUGUAUUCUACUAACUUUGGUCUUGUUUUUGCUUGUGUUACUAAAUCUUAGCUGUUCAAUGAAA